Schistocerca serialis cubense is the source of this 668-nucleotide messenger RNA. RefSeq lists its product as uncharacterized. The transcript has 4 exons. Bases 50 to 499 code for a protein of 149 amino acids. The record is from RefSeq and is a predicted model, not a curated record. NCBI's taxonomy places the organism in Eukaryota, Metazoa, Arthropoda, Insecta, Orthoptera, Acrididae.
UCCGCUCUCCGCCACCUGCACGCCAACCAGCAGCUUCCGACGCCACGCCAUGGAGCCACAGACCUACCUGCUGGUGCUGGGCUGCACGCUGCUGAGCGCGACCCUCGCCUCGCCGCUGCCUGGCGUCCACGUGGAGGACCACGGGGAAGACUACGGCGGCUACGACGAGCACGUCAAGAUCGUCAAGAUCGCCGUGCCGCACCCGGUGCCGGUCCCCGUGCCUCACCAGGUGCCCGUCGCCGUGCCGCAGCCCGUCCCAGUCCACAUCUCGGUCCCGGAGCGCAUCGAGGUGCCGGUGGUGCGUACGGUGCAUGUUCCGGUGGAGAAGCCAGUGCCCAUCCCGGUGGAGAAGAUCGUGCCUGUUCCCGUGGAGCAGCCGGUGCCCAUCCACGUGGAGAAGCCGGUACCCGUGCCCGUGCACAAGCCCUACCCCGUCAAGGUGCCCGUCGUCAAGACCAUACACCACUACAUCAAGACCGGCGGCCACAGCAAGUGGUGAGAGACACACGGCCAGGUACCAAAAGAACUGACAUCGUGAACCGGGAGACGAUUCAUUGACUGCUCAUCUCACACGUUUUCCUUAGCACAUCCCUACACUCAGUAUUUCUUGUUGUGUACAGUUUUUGUUAAGUCUUUUAAAUCUUUUGUAAUAAAAUAUUGAAAAACAC